Molecule: messenger RNA, 4015 nt
Organism: Monopterus albus (swamp eel)
Lineage: Eukaryota; Metazoa; Chordata; Actinopteri; Synbranchiformes; Synbranchidae
Gene: rgs14b
Product: regulator of G protein signaling 14b
Exons: 19
Coding region: 117-1937 (606 amino acids)
Biological process (GO): cell division; signal transduction; spindle organization
Cellular component (GO): nucleus; plasma membrane; cytoplasm
Molecular function (GO): GTPase activator activity
Source: RefSeq, a predicted model, not a curated record
GUUUGCAUGUCAGGACUCGUUGAAGGAAUCAGGUGACAUUAAAGCUGUUAAUUAACUGAUCUGUAGGUUUCAAGGCUUUUCUCCUGGCUGGUAGCAGUGUGUUUGUUUUUCUGAAGAUGAUGACUUUCAGAGGGCUUUAUCACAGGUUUUCCCACUUGGUAAAACACACAGCACAAAGGCAAUACAGGAAAUAUGACAUGCGGUGCAACAUAACCACUGGCGUGGUGCCAGCUACCCAGAGCCAGGCAGUGUCAGAUGGAGAGCUGAGCAUGUCUGCGCGAGUCUGUGGAGGCAGCAGCUCCAGCCUUCCAGGGACUCCGGGUGGAGAGCCUGGCCCAGCUAACAAUGUGCUGAGCUGGGCCGUUUCCUUUGAGAAGCUAUUGGAGGACCCCUGUGGGGUUCAGUACUUUGCUGCCUUCUUGAAAUCUGAAGUGAGUGUGGAGAACAUUUUAUUCUGGCAAGCUUGUGAAAAGUUCAGGAAGAUCCCAGCCACCUCCUUGGGUGAGCUGAAAGCAACAGCUCACUCCAUCUACAGCACCUACCUUUCUGACAGCGCUCCCUACUCAGUCAACAUUGACGACUCUGCCAAGACAGAGGAAAAGGACCUGGAACAGCCCACACCUGACAUGUUUAACAAGGCUCAAACACAGAUAUUUAAACUGAUGAAGAUGGACAGCUACAGGCGCUUUGUGCGCUCUCCUCUCUACCAGAGUUGCUCCUUGGCAAGUGUAGAAGGCAAACUUCUACCUCAGCUCUCCCAAGAGCCGGUUCACAUGGGAUCCUGGGACGAUGUGGCCACCAGAAGCCCUACACUGAGAGGAAAAAAGAACAAGAAAUCAGACUCCAACAGCUUACCAGGUGGGAACAGUGCCUCUGAGAAACGACAAAAUAAAAGAGGGUCCUGGGGAGUAGAUGCAACCAACACCCAGGGUUCGAUCUCCCGGAAAGAGUCCCCUGUGCCGAACAAGUCUACCAGCAGCAUGGAGCUCAGUCCCCUCUGCAGGCGGACAGAGAACGGCAGAUCGAGUCCCCGGUCUCCAGAUCAGGGUAGUGAAGGUGGGAGUCGGCCUGGGGUGGAGGGGGGCUACUGCUGUGUCUACCUACCUGAUGGCAGUGCUUCCCUGGCUCCCACACCUAAUGGCCAACCCAUUAAAAAAAUGCUUGCGAGCCUGUGUGAGAAGAGAGGCUUCCCACUGAAGGAUGUCGUCAUCUACCUUCAUGGCAAGGACAAGCAGCCCUUAUUGCUGGAUCAGGACUGCUCAAUUUUGAGAGAUCAGCAGGUUUCUCUAGAGCUCAGGGUGACGUUUGCGCUGGAGAUUGCCUUCACUGGUAAAACUGUGGGUAUUGUAGCGAAGUCUUAUAAGACGCUGCAGGACGUCCUCUCUACGGUGAUGCAGAAGCACCAGCUCAAGCUGCCAGAGGUUGUGAUCACCAUGGUUGGAAGUGACGAGCCCGUGAACAUGAGCAGCACUGUAUUCAGCCUGGCCAAUAAGACGCUAAGGCUUGAUAAAAUCAAAGGAAAAGACCAGAGCACUAUUUUCAAGGGCAGCCGUUCUGCUGCAGACACACAGGCAGGAGCAGCAAGUGGAGGUGGUCUAAACACCCGAUCAUCGUUGAAGACGGACAGAACCAAGAAUCAGCCCAAGCCCAGUAAGAGCCACGAGAUGGAUGCUGGGUUUCUGGACAUGUUGACAAGGGCUCAGUGCUGCAGGGUUGAUGACCAGCGAGGCCUUCUGACCAAAGAGCAGCUAGAGCUCCCUCUGUUCCUGCAGUUGCCUUCUGACCAGGGGCAGGAGACGCAGCCAGAUGAAACUAGCACGGCCAUCUCCUCCACUGCAGAAUCGAAGGACUCAGAAGACAAGACAACAAGUUGCCCAGUCCAGCUGCAGCAGCAGAGGAAAGCCCCAACUCUUCAGAAUCAAAAUCCAAAGACUUAAAGAAAACAGUUUGAAAUAGGUUAUAUGUAGGAUACACAAAGACAUGAUCAGAAACUACAACAAAUCUCACAACAUCAUGUUGCCAAUCAUGUCUGAAGAAGAAAAUAACUUUUAGCUCUAAACAGUCAAGCACUUUUAAUCACUGAUUUGCAGUAAGCUCCCAGACAGCAGUGUGAUCCAGCUAUCUGCUACAGAUAAUUGGCCUCUUGAGGCAAUACGCAAAGGAGAAAGAUCAUGGCAAGCAUUUAGUGUCAUGCCAAAACACUAAAUGGGGGAGGGGGGAAGUGAAUUGCACAGUUUUAUUUCAUAUAAGUUUAUUGAAUAUUUUAAUGAACAUUUUUAAUUAUAACCUCCAUUUUGUGUGCCUACUGAUCGUUUUCCAUUGUGUGUUUGUGGUACUAACUCUAAAUGCAUGUGGUGUGCUGUGAUCUUGUCAGUCCUAUUUUCCUGUCCCCUCAAGCUACAUUAAUGAUGUGGUAUUAGGAGAGACAGUCAGAUGUGAUCAUCAAAACAAUCCCACAGGGUGUAUCCAAAGAAUUAAAGUAUUUUAUGAUGAGAUAUGAUCUUGUCUGUAUAAAUUUCAUGUGAUUCAUGUCCGGUUUCAGCUUUCAGGCCUUUGAGGAAUAUUUUGGAUAAUUCACCGAGGUCAGUUGCUGGCUUGACAAAUGCUGUGCAAUUUGGUUUUGUAUGUGGUGCAGCUAAAUCCCACAGCCCCAGUGGACUGGCUGUGUGACUCAUGCAGUGUGAAUCUUACCAGAAUCCAUCUAGGUAGGUGUUUGAUUUGAUUGUCCAUUUGUGUUUUUUUUGUAUAUCCUGUGUAAAUGUCAUGUACUGAUGUCAUUUUUGCACAAAGAAAGUGAUCAUACAAGUGCUGUGACUGGCUCAUGACAAAGGGUUUGUAGCCAAUCACCUGCGUCAUCUGUCUGCAGAUUUGUUGCUGGAAGGUGUUUUCCAGUUCAGGAACCUUGGAGGACUAACUGUGUGUGUGUGUGUGUGUGUGUGUGUGUGUGUGUGUGUCUACUAUAUGAGUUACAAAAUGCAUUUGAUGAGUCAUAGAUGGAUUCAUCCACAUGGAUGAUGUCAGCAACAGCAGAGUAUGUGACUGUAUGAGUUGGGGAAGCAUCUCAUUCAUCCACCUUGCCUGUAUCAUGCAUGCUCGUAGAUGUGAUUGUGACUAAAGCAAUUAGCCUGAGCCAAACAACACAGCUGUCAAUAUCAGCAUAAUAUUAAGCUUAUAAUACCUGCUUCCUACCUGUCACAUCCACAGCUGCCAGACACACUGGCAUGCAGAGGUGUGAUUGACACACCUGGUGGUAUAUGUGAGUGUAUGCAUCCAUGCAUGAGUGGUGUGUUGGCGGAGCUAUGAAUGGGCAGAGAGGGGUGUGCUCUCACAGACAGCAUAGCAGCAGUGAGAUGAAGAGUGCCACCUACCCCACUGCACGUCUGCUGCGCUGAGAAGGAAGAGGGGAGAAAAAGGAGUUGUACAGUCAGUCUAUCCGGACAACAUCUUCUCUCCUAAACUUCCAUCAGCACUGAACCUCUCCAGAGAAAAAUAUUCAGGUCAGCCAUGGAGCAGAAAACAAAUGAGGCCCCCACCGCCACCUCUCCUCAGAAGCACAUGAAGAACCGGUCCAAAUCCAUAGACGAGAUGCAACAGUCGAAGAGGGCGUUUUCCUCACAGAAAUCACUCCCGGGCAGACCAGAGCUGGACAGAGUGAAGGAGUGUCUGGAUGGCUCUGACACGCCCUCGUCCUCCACUGAAGAACUAAAGUGAUUAAAGGCUCAGUAGGAUAAUAAACUCAUCAUCAAGCUACUAGAUCAUUAUACACACAACAUGCAUAAAAUGUACAUAUGUUCACCGGCAAAAUAUCGAGGAUAAUAAACUAAUUAUAAAACAUGUAAGCAAUGAAUGGAUGAAGAGCUGAAAGAAAAUGUAUAAAAAGAGAUUUGAACACGCACACAGUGAGACUAACAUUUAAACAAACAGACAUCCAUUUAUUUGCCACAACUUUGUACUGUGUGUCAUAUACAUAUAAAACUGAAUGUGCACUGACAAUAAAGUGAUGAUGUUGAGUGGG